Messenger RNA from Macrobrachium nipponense, 1833 nucleotides. RefSeq lists its product as uncharacterized. The transcript has 2 exons. The record is from RefSeq and is a predicted model, not a curated record. The coding region runs from base 224 to 1051 and encodes 275 amino acids. Lineage: Eukaryota; Metazoa; Arthropoda; Malacostraca; Decapoda; Palaemonidae.
UCAACGUCCACAUGUAUUUGUUUACAUCCGCUUUGAUCAAUAUCGACGGGACCGAGUAUUUGAAAAAUAUUUGUGAUAUUACUAGUUGUAUGAGCUUGAACGUUAUGUACAUUAGCAUUUCGACGUAAAUAGUGUUCGUAAUUACAUUAUUUAUGAGAUUGGAGCUUGUGAUCAGUCAACUGACCUUAACCUAUUUCAGGCUCUGGGUCCCGGGCCCGGGCAGAUGUUGCAUGUGCCGAAGUCGUUCAUCACGAGAUUUUUCAGAAGCUUAGGUGUUCCAAGUCAUAGCACCGGUUAUUCCCCUUGUGGUCUCUUUGCCAUUUUUGGAGCCGACAAAACUCUGUGUGUUAGUAAUAUUACCGUCAAACAUUCAUACACAACCUUGGUUAGAGUCCCAGAGGUAACGAGUUCCUAUUCAGGUGGUACUACUAGAGUUUGUAGGCCUAGUGUUGCGUGUCAGCCGUUAUUGCUUAUUAGAGACUUUAAGGAAAUCCACUUCAACUCUAUUUACAAGAUGUCUGCAGAAAAUUCAAGUGGUGAGGAGGUUGCUCAGGCCCAGAUUCAGCAGUCGGAGGAAAAACCGGCCACUGCUACUGAUCCAAUUGAGGUGGCUGAUCCUAAGGCCACUGAACCUAGGCCUACUACUCCUGAGGAGCUAGGAACUGACGUUGAAAAGGGCGAUGAUGCAGCAACAUCACAAACGGAUGAGUCGAAAUUAGAUCAAACUGAAUCGUCAGUAUUAGAAACUGAUGUCCAGGCUACUGAAGAGGCUCCCAAAAAGUCCAAAAAUCAACUGAAAAAGGAGCGUAGAAGAGCUCUUUGGAACUCUCAGAAGGAACACUACAAGGAGCUGAAACGUCGACGUAAAGAAGAGCGGGAAAAGAGGGAAAUGGAGGAGCUUCGUAAACUUAAGUUUCACAACAGUGACUGGUCUUGGUGGACUUAUAGACCAUUGAAGUGGAGAGAUAAAGAACCCAGCAACACCACUGAAGCUCUUGCAGAGAUGUGUAAGAGUCUUAUCCUUGGCAAACAUCUACCAAGGAAAGAAUGAGUCACCCUAAACUGAGCCUGGGCUAAGGUCACCAAGACAGGUGACAACCUUGUUAAGUGGGGAGUCAGUCGAAGAGCAGACUGUCCAUGUAGAGAAGACCCACAAACCAUCACCUAUAUUCUUUGCGGGUGCCCCGAUAAGUGCCCACUGAACAGAUGAAGACCUUAAACUUGCUAACAUCAAAGUUUGUCCAUGGAUCCUAGAUGGGGCGAUAAGAUAUGAUGAUGACUGGGAACCAGCGAAAGUGGUGUAACAGUGGUUUAUGUAUUUACAUGUGCAGUACUGGUACUGUUCAUCAUUCAUGGUGAUAAGGCCAUUGUACCUCAUCUUGUUUCAUUUUCACAUACAUAGCAUUUAUUAUCCAAUUAUAUAUAUUCAUUACAGUUGGUGGUAGUAGUUACUUAAUCAUGAGUAUGCAGUUUCUGUAGGUUAGACUACUGUGAUGAAGUUCAUUAUUGACAGUUUGUUAGUGUCAUUUUUUGGUUGUUUUGUGUUCUAUAUGCCUAUUGUAACAAAACACCAUAAAUCAUUUUUAUUUCAGUGGAUUCUGUGCAAUUUUUUAGGUUAGUGUAUAUUUUCUUAGGCUAGCUAGUGUUACAGUAGGAUUUUUGGUAGCAUAGAGGUAAGAUAAGUUAGGCUAGCUUAGUCACUAUUCUUUUUUCUGCAAUUUAUCUGUAUUCACGCCUCCCUUGAUAUAUUAUGCGAAUAAUCCAUUGGUUACUGUAUUCUAUAUUUUUUUCAUAGAUUGUUUUAAUCUUAAUCCUGCAAGAGGAAAUAUGUUG